Molecule: messenger RNA, 3171 nt
Organism: Dendrobium catenatum
Lineage: Eukaryota; Viridiplantae; Streptophyta; Magnoliopsida; Asparagales; Orchidaceae
Exons: 5
Coding region: 439-2556 (705 amino acids)
Molecular function (GO): glycosyltransferase activity
Source: RefSeq, a predicted model, not a curated record
UUCAAUGUUUUUCAACCCCAUUGUCACUCAUCUCCUCUCCUUAUUUCAUUACCAGUACCACCUUUGCAAAACCAAUCGAUUUCCCCAAACCGUGUAUUCUCUCUCAGUCCGUCACUCUUCUACGCUGAUUAGCAAAUUGAAUUCGUCUUUUACUGUCACUUUUUGGCAUUAUUUGAUGCGAUCUUGCUUCUGUGCACGCGAAGAUAGGGUUCGAUUUCGCAGCAUCGAUUUGCACUCGAGCAAAGGAAGAUCAAUUCAUCGGUUUGUUAUCUUCUUGAUCUUGCAAUGCACAACGUCAAUAGUUUCUAGAAAUCUCAGCUGAGAACAGUUUCCCCUUGGCGAUUAUGUAGCUCUCUCAAUUAGUUGUUGGUCCUUGGAAACUGUGAUAGCGGAAGAGUGCGAGUCGCUGGCUAUGAACUUUACACUGGAUUUGUAAACAUGGAGGAACCUGGUGGAAAUGGUGAUUUUCGUGGAAAUGUGCUAGGUCUGUACUCGAUUCUUGCGCUGGGGAGAGGUUCAAGGAAAUCCCCUUCAUUCCGAAGGUUCCAUUCCGGUAGAACCCCUCUGCGGGAUUCCAGAUCUGGCAUAAAUAGACUUCAGUGGCUCAGGAGCCAGCGAGUUGUGUUUUGUUUGAUCUUGAUUGCUCUGUGGGCUUAUGUUGGGUUUCAUGUGCAGUCGAGGUGGGCUCAUGGUGAUCAUAGGAAGUCAGACUUUGUUGGGUACAAGAGUGAGGUUGGUAGUGUCAAGCCUCAGGAGGAGACAGCAAAAUCUUUGGGAUCUGAAGCCGUCUCCUCGAUGGUGAAGGAGAAAGCACAGGGAGAGGGAAAGAAGGUUUCUGAUCCUACUGAAAGGUUGGCAAAGAGUUCUCCUCGAAAGAGGGGUAGAAGGAUGUUGAGGAGGGUGAAGCCGAAGCCUUCUGUGGAGGAGAGCGCAGACAGCGAGUUUGAAGAUGUGGUGAUUCCAACAAAAAACAAUUCAUUUGGAUUGAUGGUAGGGCCAUUUGGUGAAACUGAGAAUAGAAUUGUAGGCUUGAGUCCUCAGAAGCGGAAAGGAAAAUGUGACAGAGAAGGUGAAUUUGCGGGAAUUGUAUGGACACGUUCAUUUGUAUUGGUAUUUCAUGAGCUCUCCAUGACAGGGGCUCCCCUUUCAAUGAUGGAACUGGCUACAGAGAUUUUGAGCUGUGGAGGAAAUGUGAAGGUGGUGGCUCUCAGCAAGAAGGGUGGGUUGAUGUGGGAGCUUGCUCGACGGGGAAUCGAAAUGAUUGAGGACAAAGCAGACUUAAGUUUCAAGGCUGCCAUGAAAGCUGACCUUGUCAUUGCCGGUUCAGCUGUCAGUUCAUCCUGGAUUGAACAAUACCUUAGAAGAAAUCCUGCUGGAUCAAGCCAACUUGUCUGGUGGAUCAUGGAGAACAGACAGGAAUAUUUUAACCGAUCAAAGCAUAUGCUUAGUAAAGUGAAAACACUGAUCUUUUUGUCUGAUACGCAGUCCAAGCAAUGGUUAUCUUGGUGUGAAGACGGUAGGAUUGAGCUGAAAGCACAGCCAAUGUUGGUGCCUCUUUCUGUUAACGAUGAUUUAGCAUUUUUAGCAGGCAUUCCCUGCUCCCUCAAUACUCCAGUAUUCACAGUUAAGAAAAUGAUGGAGAAAAGGGAUCUCUUGAGAAGUGAAGUUCGUAAAAAGAUGGGAUUGUCUGAUAAUGAUAUGCUAGUAAUGAGUUUAAGCAGCAUAAAUCCUGCUAAAGGACAGCUUUUACUGUUUGAAGCAGCUCGUUUAGUAGCUGAACGUAACGUAUCUCAGAGAUAUCCAAUAAUGUUGGAGAACGAAUUUUCAGUUGUUUCUCUUCAAAACAAGACCAGCAUAAAGAAUGAGAAACAAGCAGGAGCACUGCAUUCGAACAUCAGCCAGCCAAACAAGCAAAUUAAAAAUGUACAGCAACUUAACUCAAAGAAGAGGAAUAAAAAAGAGUAUAGAGUAACUAAUAUUCUUUCUUCAAACAGUCAAACUAAGGCUGCAAAACAAGAUCUACCAAAAACAAGGAGUUUACUUUCUGAAUCUUCUGGCAGUGAAGAAGAGUCUCUCAAAGUUUUAGUUGGUUCUGUUGGAUCGAAAAGCAAUAAAGCUCCCUAUGUUAAGGCAAUGCUCAGAUUUCUAUCUCAAAAUUCUAAAAUUUCAAAACUAGUUUUGUGGACUCGAGCUACUACUCAUGUUGCGUCUCUUUAUGCGGCAGCUGAUGUCUAUGUAAUAAAUGCUCAGGGGCUUGGAGAAACAUUCGGAAGGGUGACAAUCGAAGCUAUGGCAUUUGGCUUGCCGGUCCUUGGAACUGAUGCGGGAGGUACCAGGGAAAUCGUCAAAGACAAGGUAACAGGCCUCCUCCAUCCCGUUGGCCAUGAAGGAAGCAAGGCCCUUGCACAGAGUAUCCGGUAUUUCAUAAACAAUCCAUCAGUGAGGAAGAAGAUGGGAAUGCAUGGGAGGCAGAGAGUGCAGGAAGCUUAUCUCAAGCAGCAUACCUACGGCAAGUUGGCAAAGGUCAUAGCGAAGUGCUUGAAGGUCAGACAAUAACUUUAUCAUGGCUUCUCAGAAUCCAUUCUCUUCUUUGCUACAAGAUUUGCCAUCUUCUUUUAGCAUUCAUUAUUUUGAUGGCCUUACAAGACAUUCUUCUCUAGAAGAUUUGUUAUGUCUUAGAGCAUUCGUUAUUUUGAUGGCCAUUCAAGACAUUCUUCUCCGUCAAUAUAAAUUCAAUUCGUGGUUUCUGCAGUCUGUUAUUUUCACGGGCAUGGCUGCAGUGAAAGCUGUAUUGUUUUAGGUUUCGUUUGGGAUGACUUUCUUACUGCUUCUUAAAACAACUUUUUUAGUACAAGAAUUAAAAUUUUUGUACUAAAAAACUGCUUUAAGAAAGUCAUCCCAAACAAAGCCUUAGGCUUCAUUUGAAAUACUUUAAAAAGCAAUAAGAAAGUCAUCCAAAUGAAGCCUUAGUUUCAUCUCUUUUUAGCUUUUAAUGCUUCAAGACAAUACAGAAGUUUGAAACAACUUUAUUGUAUGAGAAAUGUUAUACGCUUUAUGAGCAAUUUGAGGCUUUAAACACCCUGAUAUAGCUUUGGUUGGAAAGCUAGCUGGUUAUGAAAGACUCUGAAGUUGUGACACAGACAAGAAUAAUGAAAGCUGAUCAUAGACAAA